CCAACUCAUGAGAUUCAAUUCGAGUCUCUCCGCGAGUUCUUCUUCGCUUAUUCCGCCUUUCCACGAUUUAGCCUGACCUUUGCGAGUGAACUUUCUCAUGAGCGCGCCGAAUUAGCUCGUCAUCUGGAUCAUUCAAUUGAGGAUCUUUUAAGCGAAAUUAUCGCGCACGAUCUAACCGCCUCUUGGUCACGAGGAGGGACUGAAUUCGCUAAUACUCUUGUCAUCCUCUUUUCAGACCACGGAGCACGCAUGGGAAAGGCCCGUUUGUCUCUUCAUGGUCAUCUUCGGAAGUUCUACAGUUCUACACUGGCGCCGAAGCGGGCGCGCCUCUUCACUGAUGAAAGCAUCAUCUGGCACGACCGCUGCACCAAAUGCUACAAACCCUCCGGUUUACACAAUCUGUGCCCGCAUGGAAAACUUGAGGAACGUUUGCCCUACAUGGCCUUUAUUUUGCCACUUCAAUUUCGUAAUCUCUGGCCAGAGGCAGUGCGAAAUCUUUUUCAAAACAGGAAACGACUUGUCACUCUGUUUGACCUGCACGACACCCUCUUGCACCUGCUGGAUUGGCAGAUGGGUAGGGAUUACGACUCCUUGCAAAGUCGCGGCGUUUCCCUCUUCACCCCGGUUUUCGAGACGCGCAGUUGUGCAGACGCUGGGAUCGCCGGCCACUGGUGCGUUUGUCAAGUCUGGAGAGCCGUUCCAGGACCAAAAUUGCCGACUGCUUCUCUGCUCCAGUUGCCUGUGCUUCAGGCUUUCCCCUCCGAUAUGGUGGAGGGUUCGCCGGGACUCGAUUGGCCUCCUCUGGUCAAAUUGGCGGGUCGUCACCUUAUUGUCCAUCUAAACAGGGCGACUGACAUGAUACGUGUCAGGUCAGUGGGUCAACUUGGAAGCAGACUCUGCCAGCAGCUUUUCUUAAAGGAGAUAAUUACCGCCGAAGUCAAGGAUGUGUCCGACGAGCUGACGCGCUUUUGGAACAACUCCGACUACGACGGCCGACUGCCCAGUUUCAUGGAUUCCAAGGCCAUCGUUGCCUCUAGCAUAGACGAGAUUCGCAUCCACGCUGUCGUAGGACCAGGUGAUGCGCAUUUUGAGGCGAGUCUUCAUAUCAUCGGUCCGUUGUCCGCUUCCCAGCUUACCCCGGCCAAUGGUGAUGAUGGUGAUGAUGCUGCAGUCUCUUUCCGCCUCCUCGACUCUGAUAUAAGUCGGCUUGACUUCUACGAAGCCAAGGUUGCCUGCGUUCCAUCAGAGGUCGGGCAGUGGGCGGUACUGCGUCGCUAUUGUGUCUGUUGA
Protopolystoma xenopodis is the source of this 1290-nucleotide messenger RNA. The record is from the annotation of a GenBank genome assembly. NCBI's taxonomy places the organism in Eukaryota, Metazoa, Platyhelminthes, Monogenea, Polystomatidea, Polystomatidae.